Messenger RNA from Monoraphidium neglectum, 177 nucleotides. RefSeq lists its product as hypothetical. The record is from RefSeq and is a predicted model, not a curated record. The annotation marks the transcript as partial. NCBI's taxonomy places the organism in Eukaryota, Viridiplantae, Chlorophyta, Chlorophyceae, Sphaeropleales, Selenastraceae. The transcript has a single exon.
GCAGCGUCCCCGCCCGGCGCGCGCGCCGCCGCAGACGCGCAGGCGGCGGAGCGGGAGGCCGGGCUGAGCCGGGUCGGGGACGGCUCGGUGGGCGACUGGCUUGGGGUUGACCUGCGGUCGCCCAAUCACGGCGCCUCAGGGCAGCGGCAGCAGCAGCAGCAGCAGCAGCAUGGAUGA